AUGAAGUUGUUGCCUGGCAGCACAGUGCUGGCUGGGAAGCACGUGAGGUGGCUGGGAGCCUUGGACUGCUCAUCCGCUUCUCCAGCCAAUGCCCUUCAGAGUGCUUGUAGUUGCGGAGGUUUGGCAGAGGGCAUGCCUCGGUUUGGGAAGUUGAAUUUUGUUCAGGACAUGAAACGACACCAAUGGCCUCUGCGUUGGGGAUGUGUUUGCUCACAUGCCAUGAUACUGCGUUGUGUGAUGGCGGUGCUGCAUUGGUGUGGACUGGGGCUGGGGCAAGGUGUGAGGAUGGUGUGUGGGGCAGAGGCUUGUCUGCUCUUCUCGUCAGUAACUCUGUACUUUCUUGACAGAUUGUUGGCAGAGCUCCUUGUGCUUGUGCUACGAAAUGCGGGGCAUGGCUGUGCUGGACAGCAGACUGUGGGUCCCUUAGGCCGCUGCACAGAGGGCAUGCGCUGGAACCUACACAGAGUGACGUCUGCACACAAACUCUCUAGAGAUUUUCUUCAAUUCUCUUCAGAUCUGCAUGCGAAUGGGACAAACUCUCACUCUGAGCCACCUAUAGGGCUCAACGUGAGUCAGCACUGA
Molecule: messenger RNA, 582 nt
Organism: Ostreobium quekettii
Lineage: Eukaryota; Viridiplantae; Chlorophyta; Ulvophyceae; Bryopsidales; Ostreobiaceae
Source: the annotation of a GenBank genome assembly